This is a messenger RNA of Procambarus clarkii (red swamp crayfish), 1800 nucleotides long. RefSeq lists its product as uncharacterized. Lineage: Eukaryota; Metazoa; Arthropoda; Malacostraca; Decapoda; Cambaridae. The record is from RefSeq and is a predicted model, not a curated record.
UUGGUUUCUCUCCUUCAGUGUUAUAACUCUCAACAGGACGAUGCGCACUCUGCUGCUAGUGCUGGCGGUGGCUGGGCCCUGCCUCUCUGCCAAGCUCCCCACCAUCCCUGGCAUCCCUCCAGGCAGCGGUAGGCAGGUUUUCCCAGAGUCCUCCAACGACCUCUCCUUUGGAGGGCAGGACUUCCUGGGGUCCUACCUGCCACCCAAAAACCCCCCAUGCGACCCAGUGACGGAGACGCAGGCGGAGACCACGACUGUCACCUCCUACAAGGACCAGCCAGGGUCUACCGUCAUCACGGAGUUCGUGACGCAGACGGUGACCAGCACGAAGAGAGAAGUAUCCACAUCUUUCACCACUAUCGUCACCGGUGGGGGUCGCCCCUCCACCACGUACACCACUCUCCUCUCAACUAAGUUCAUCACCAUCAUUCAGACGGACGUCAUCACCCGCCCAGGAGACGUUGCUACUGUCACCGACACAAGGACGCAGGUCAGCACAAACACCCAGGUCAUCACACAGGUGUCCACCAUCAUCAACACCAUAGGCAAGACCAUCACCAGCACCCAGGUCACCACAGCAGUCCUGACCACCACCUACACCCAGACACGCACGCAGACAAGUACUCAGGUGGUGACCAUCACCCAGCCGGGUGUGACCAGCACCCAGGUGAAGACCAAUGUUCAAACUACUCUAGUGACCCGCACCUUGCCGGGCGAGACCCGGUACACCACGCUCACCCAGGUCUCCACCACCUACGUCACCAGCGUCAUUACACUCCCGGCCGUCACCUCGACGGUGAUGCCGACGCUAGUCAACACCAUCAGGAGUACUGUGGUGAACACCGUUGGCAGUAUAGUUGUCAGCACCAAAAUCCAGACCCGUACCCAACUGGAGACCGACAUAACCACACAAAUCACCACCCAGCAGCUGCCUACCACCAUCUACCAGACCAAGACAGUGUCUUCGGUCUUCACCACCACCAGCUACACCACAGACCUGGUGGUGUCGACGGUGGUGAAGGGCACCACCCUCACCACCACCGUAACAGGCGGCGGCUCAGACAAAACUGUUUACGUGACCAACACUGUCACUUCCACCGUGAUUCAAGACGGCGGCGUCAGCACCACGCAGGUAGUGAGCAUUGUCACCCGCACCGAUGUGGUCACCAGCACCGUCACCAGCACGCGAAUUGAGACGGGAACCAACACCAUCUCCCUGCCCUGCACCUCCACGGCCCGAUACAACUACGACAAGCCAAAGGUUGCCUUUAACUUCGCAGGUUAAGAUCCACAGGAAUGACUGGUCACCUGGUGGGACUGGCCAGUCACCUAGCGCGACUAGUUAGUCACCUAGAGGGACUAAGCUAGUCACCUACUAGGACUGGGUAGUCACCAUCUAGCCCCACCAUCGCCACUAACAUAUCCACACAUUCCCCACUGAUAAAAUUGCACAUACAACUCAAGCAAGAAAUGACUGACAUCAAAUUGUUUUAAAUAAUAAAUUACCACUGUAAUAGUGCUGAUGAAACAGCAAUAUAUAUAUAUAUAUAUAUAUAUAUAUAUAUAUAUAUAUAUAUAUAUAUAUAUAUAUAUAUAUAUAUAUAUAUAUAUAUAUAUAUUACUCUAGUAUAAUAUAUUAAAUUUAAGUAAGUGAAUUUCCCCUUUACACAUAUUUACGGCAGGUUUCUAAUUAAUUUUCUAAAGAGGAAUGUAUACAGAUAUCCGUCCAAGCUAAAAGAAUGUAUUUCUUGAUAUUUAUAACAUGAGCAAAACAGUUUUAAAAAACACGUUCUAAACAUA